AUGCAUUCCUCGUCGAUUCUCUUGACGGUCGCCGCUGCGUUCCUGGACCUGACAUCGGCCCAUGGCUUUGUCAACGGCAUCAGGGUCAACGGCGGCACCUGGGUCCCCGGCGCCGACCCCGUGUGGUACUACUACACGGCCGGAACCUCGCCGGCGACGGUCGGGUGGAACUCGCUGAACCAGGACCUGGGCUUCGUCUCCCCUUCUGCGUACCAGACUAGCGACAUUGCCUGCCACAAGAGCGCCACGGCUGGACAGCUGUCCGUCAGCGCCAACGCCGGCGACACCCUCAGCAUCACCUGGAACACCUGGCCCAGUGACUCCCACAAGGGACCCAUCAUCAACUACAUUGCCAAGUGCAGUGGCUCAUGCUCAUCCGCCUCGGCCUCGUCGCUGACCUGGACCAAGAUUGCCGAAAACGGCUACAACUCGGGCGUGUGGGCGACCGACGGGCUGACGAGCAGCAACUACACGUCGACGCUCAAGAUCCCCUCCAAGCUCGCCGCGGGCAACUACGUGAUCCGGCACGAGAUCAUUGCCCUGCACGGCGCCAGCUCCGACAAUGGCGCCCAAAACUACCCCCAGUGCUUCAACGUCGUCGUCGGCGGCAGCGGCACCGUCAGCGUGCCCACUGGUACCGCCGGCACCUCGCUCUACACCCGCACUGAUCCCGGUAUCCUGUUUAACCUGUACACGAGCUUCACGAGCUACACCAUUCCUGGCCCCGCUCUUUGGACUGGUGCUAGCUAG
Molecule: messenger RNA, 750 nt
Organism: Pestalotiopsis fici W106-1
Lineage: Eukaryota; Fungi; Ascomycota; Sordariomycetes; Amphisphaeriales; Sporocadaceae
Exons: 2
Coding region: 1-750 (249 amino acids)
Source: RefSeq, a predicted model, not a curated record